UCUACGAGUACUUUCACUCCUUGUCUCACUAAGAAUACGUGACGUUGCAGACAAUGUCCUACCUGUGGCCCGAGCAAAAAAGGGGAAAAUGGUUCGGCAAGUUUCUCGCGGGAACAGUUCUCGAGAAGUGCAAUGGCGGCCGCCUUUUUGACGUCAUUCUCGAUGAUUUUGACGACGCAAUUAAUAAUUUCAUCAACCGAACGAAUAUCAUCCAGCAUUUGCUAGCAUCCUUGACGGUUGAUCCUCGACAGAUCCUGCAGGGCGACCCUCCUCAGAAGCCACUAGUAUAUUACGAGAAUAUGAAGAUGCUAAUAUGGGACGACCUGGACGACGUACGUGGUCACGUAGGUCUUGGCCUCUUCAGCAAAUUCUGGCUUGUGUAUAAAACAUGCUAUUUCAUCGAGAAUCAGCAGGACAGCUAUUGUAUCGACCGCACACUCGAUGUCCUUAAUGGAUAA
Ornithodoros turicata is the source of this 458-nucleotide messenger RNA. RefSeq lists its product as uncharacterized. The transcript has 4 exons. The record is from RefSeq and is a predicted model, not a curated record. NCBI's taxonomy places the organism in Eukaryota, Metazoa, Arthropoda, Arachnida, Ixodida, Argasidae. The coding region runs from base 54 to 458 and encodes 134 amino acids.